Galleria mellonella (greater wax moth) is the source of this 4515-nucleotide messenger RNA. RefSeq lists its product as uncharacterized. The transcript has 4 exons. The record is from RefSeq and is a predicted model, not a curated record. NCBI's taxonomy places the organism in Eukaryota, Metazoa, Arthropoda, Insecta, Lepidoptera, Pyralidae. The coding region runs from base 258 to 2987 and encodes 909 amino acids.
CGUCGCUCUCUCCAGCGUAACAGUCGCACCUGACACUCCAGCGCGUGUUGCCGACAACCAACAAUCGAGUCAGUGGACAAUCGAUAAAGUGAAUCGAGAAUCGCAUUCGAAUUAUCCAAAUUUGAAAUUGCGAAUUCUAGUGUUGUACCCCUGUGUGUUUAGUGCGAGAGCCGGUCGACAAGUGAGAGUGUGGAAAGUAAGGCGGAGUAUGCGCCAUCGCAUGUUUUCACUUUCUACGUGACGGGACACACUGAGCGAUGACUCCCGUGAACACAAUACGGCCGUCUGCCAUAAUAUGGCUGACCGUAGCGGUUGCCUGUGCGGCUGCCGAACUCAACGAACAAAACAUCACCACAACUAAAGCUAUACGCACUACAAUACUACCAUCGCGAACUACAAGAACAGAACUUAAAGUUUCAAGAAGCCUAAAUCCACAUGACACUCAGACUCUUAACGUGAAAACAAGGCAAGGUCAUAUGACUCAACUUAUUGUAAAGAAAAAGGAUACAAAAAGCACAACACUUCUUGCGAGUACGACUUCAGCUCCCACUACAGUAUCACUUAAAACUACUGUAGCAGCACUUAAACCGAAUAUUACUGUAGACGACAACAAAAACAAAACUGAAAUUAGAGAUCAAAGGAAACUUAACUUUGUUGGAACACUUAACAGCGACUUAGCUGGAUAUGAUUAUUACUUAAACCGUAAUAAAAAUUCUGAACUUGAAUUUGGCGGUAUCAAAACUGAAUACGGCAACUGGUCUCCUGUAUCAGUAUAUCCUGAAUCCCAUAUCCAAGAAGAUGGUGGAAAACCUGAGACAGAUCCAGAAACAUCUAGUUAUUAUCCUACAUAUGACAAUGAAAAAGUAACAGAAGAUAAGAAAGUUUAUAUUACGUCAACAAGUUUUCUGGAUUACGGUAAUCCCAUUAAAAACUACAGAUUUGAUCCGCAUAAUCCUGUGAUAAAGAAUGACAGGAAUCCAGUAUAUAUUGAAGUUGUAAGUACAAAGGUUGCUGAUGGUGAAGGAAAAUCUUUCAAAGUUCCUGACCCGGUAGUAAUCAGCUCAGAACCAAUGUAUCUCAAAAAAGCUAUCGAUAAAUACAACAAUAAGCGCGGAAGGUCUAUUUUGACCCUCGGUGAAGACGGUAUACCUGAAAUCCAUGGCGUAAGAGUGCCUGAUGAUGAAUCUGAUAAGAAAACUUGGAGAAAUGCUCGCGUUGUUAAUGGAGAACUACUACCAUAUCCAGAAGGUUACAAACCACCUAAAGCGAUCCCAGAAGCAGAUGUUUACCCUAAUAUUGCUGACGCGGAACCGCAUCAGAGUUUCGGCCCAUUUACCAAGGAAGAUAAUUUUGAACAUAAUGAUGGGCCUUUUACUAAGUUUGAUAACGUUAAAUUUGAUUAUGACGAUGCAAUUGGUCCAUAUAUGACAAGUGACAACCCAACGUAUGCCUACAAGCAAAAGAAGGAUAAUUACUAUUUGAAAUCUAACUACGGUCCCUUCACAAAGGCCGAUAAUUCAAAAGUAGCAAACUCAAAACUUAUCGAAUAUAUCAAACAAAUAAACGAACAGGAAUCUAAACGAGACUAUUUCAGUGGUCGUAGCUCGAGAGCUCAUACAGGUGAUCUUGAGUACUCCGAAAGUCAUAUUCAAAGACGCAUGCUUCAACACCCUGGAGAAAAUAAUUUCCCCAAUUCACUGAUGUACACUCCAAAAAAUGCCAAGCCGGAGUUUGAUGAAAGUGUUCGUAAUCCAGUCUUACAAUAUGCCCAUCCAGAAUUAGGUGUGCAGCCAGCAAAGGCCACCAAUGUAGAUAAUUACGACAAUAAAGAACGUAAAAUAAAGUACUAUACUACAAAUGUACCUAAAAGCGCACAUCCGUACCCGAUGGAACCAAUCAAUGGAUUUGGACAACAACGUUCUCAAAAUCAUAACAGAUAUUACGAGGAUGAACACAAGAAAUUUUCUUACUACGAUCAUAAUCCUAACCCUCGUUAUCCUUAUAAUUAUGGUUAUGUGAACAUAAAGCGUGUCCAAGAACCAUCUUUAUGGCAAAGACUCACUAACUCCAUGAAGGAUACUAUAAAUAGCGCAAGCCAAACAGUACAUCAACUAACAAGACCCUUAAUAGAUCCAAUUGCUAAAGUGACACAGCCUGUGCUUGAUCCUUUAGUAGAAGCUACGCAUAAAAUCUCACAUAAUUUAGGACUAUAUACAUCUAACUCUAUACAGUCUCAAAGAUAUGCUCAAGACAAAAUUGGUGUGGCAGCCGCAGCUACCGCAGGAGCUCCGGCAAUGCUGCCAGCCAUAGGGCUUAUGGCUGGAGGUGCUGCUUUAGGUCUUGGAGCAGUGGCUAUGGGGAGACUUCUGGAUGUUAAUUUAAUGAGAAACGCAGGUUUAAGCGAAGACGAUAUUGAGGAUGAAAUUGAUAAGGAACACAAAAGAUCAUUCGGAGGAGUGCCAUACGAUAUUGAUAGACACAUCAUAAGUAAACAAAAGGUUUACGACGACAACUACAAAAUGCCCAGUGAAAAUGUGUAUGUAGUGAUGUCGCCAGACGGAAAUGAGAGUUCUCGCGCUAAACGUGAUAUUAUUAGUUUCUUCCAACAGCCCAGUUCACAAAAUUCAAUAAUGAGAAGAGUGAAAAGAAGACAUUUAGUGAAAAGGGCACUACAGGAAGAUUUGUCCGACGACCUCCAGCAUUUAGACAGCAAUCCAACCUCGUCUUCUUUGAAUACGGCGGCAAUGGAUUUAGUGAAACAAACAGACUGGAGAGAUUCCCAAUGCGCUAAGUUCACGUUCUGUAAAGUGCUGACGUCGCAACCAUCUGAUUCAAUCUUCGCUAUGGAAAAGAAGAUGGAGGCAUUAUUAAAAAUGAUCUCGCGCGGCGGCAGCGCAAGUGCAGCGACGGUGGCCCAACAGCUCGGGGACGUGAUGGCGGCAAGUCGAGACCACGACUGCAGUCGGUUCCGAUGCGAUGCGCACUGACCGCAUCAAUAUAAUUGCAGAAGGUGCCACCAGCAACAUUUAAGAAAAUGGACGAAGAAAUAAAACUGGUCAAUUCGAUUUCCACCACAUCGUGUACAAGAUUAUAAAAAUCAAUUAGUGUAGCUUACAACACUGAAUGAAAUGUAAGCAUGACAAACAAUUACAUGGUGUUUGUUUACGAUUAUUAAUAUUUUUUGUUAUGUCACAUACACAUUUUUUAAACCAUCAUAAAUUGUUGAAAUGUUGUGAAUAUAUAAGUAAUUUAUGACAAACAACGCGGGUCAAAGUGCACCGAAACUAAUACGCGCAGAUACAUCGAGAGCCAAUCGCAACCAUUCAAAACUAAAUACAUCGGAUACGAAGCAUACAAGCGCAUCGGCAACAACCGACCUGCAAUUUUUCACAGAAUGUGCUCGUAUUCGUAACCGACUUUUAUUCACCGCACUGUAAAAACCGCUGCUACGCGCGCUAACUCGUUCCGUUUGAUAUAAAUCAUGCAUAACAGUGACUUCAAUAAAAAGUUCAUUUUUUGUAUAAUUUUAAUGAAACGUUUGGUAAGGUGCCAUUAACAUAAAAUAUUUGUUUCCUGGCAACUAUACCAAUCAAUAUUAAUAAUUGUUGAUUCUUGUAUCACACAUAUUUUGUUGUAAAUGUAAAUACCAAUGACGCCAAUAUUUGCUUUGAUGAUAAAUGUUAAUCAUUAAAUUAAAUGAUGAUUUAAGUUCAUUGACAAAUAUCUUCCAUUAUACAUAAUAAAGUAAAAUAAAAUUCAUAUUACAUAUUUUUGGUUAUAUCACAUUUCCUGGUGAAAUGUAAGUGAUUUCGUUAGAAAUAUUUAUUGAUAGGAUAUAUAUACUUGUACUUAGGCACAUAUUUGCUUUCAUACUCCUUGGUUUGAAUAUUUCCGUGUAUAAUUGAAUUUUAUAAUUAUACAAAGGAACUGUUGAACUGUGUAGAAAUAUUGCAAAACUCUAUCUAGAUAUACAAAUAAAUAUAUGAUAUAGAAUUGUAUUCAGCAUCUGAAUGUAUCAUUAAUAUGGCUACUAAUAAAUUAUGUAUCUAUAUAGGUUAACUUAAGUUGAACUCCAAUUAUUAUAUAAUACAUGUUAUUAUGUACCAUUAAGUGUCUUAUCUCGGCAAAAUUUUAUCUUUUAAUCUUAAAGUCACAAUGAAUGACACAAGUCUAAAAUCUAUAUUGCCGCUGUUGUCCGCCAUAUUGGUACUAAUUUAUUAAAAUAUCCGCAAAUCAUGAUUCAAACAUAUCCGUGUAUUAAAAAAAUUUCUAUGUAUUGUUACCAAAUAUUCAUCAUAGUUAAAAUAUAAACCAUUUUAACUACGUAAUUCUCAUUAUCACUUCUUCGAAUUGUUUAGAUAAAACUUGAAAUAAGUUUUUUUCUAUAUUAUUAUUCUUUUAAAUCAUUGUAAUAAUUAUUUAUUUAAAUUAUCGCUUAGUUAAGUUGUAAAUACGCUUCAAUGAAAAUGUAAAUUAUUUAUUUAUUAUUACAAAUAAAAAUUAAAGUGAAACUGU